UUGUUUUUGAGAACAAUUGGCAACCGGAACGCCAGGUUCCAUUUAAUGAAGUUAGAUUACCACCACCACCUGAUAUAAAAAAAGAAAUUAGUGAAGGAGAUGAAGUAGAGGUGUAUUCAAGAGCAAAUGAUCAAGAACCAUGUGGAUGGUGGUUGGCUAAAGUUCGAAUGAUGAAAGGAGAAUUUUAUGUCAUUGAAUAUGCUGCUUGUGAUGCCACUUACAAUGAAAUAGUCACAUUUGAACGACUUCGGCCUGUCAAUCAAAAUAAAACUGUCAAAAAAAAUACCUUCUUUAAAUGCACAGUGGAUGUUCCUGAGGAUUUGAGAGAGGCGUGUGCUAAUGAAAAUGCACAUAAAGAUUUUAAGAAAGCAGUAGGAGCAUGCAGAAUUUUUUACCAUCCAGAAACCACACAGCUAAUGAUACUGUCUGCCAGUGAAGCAACUGUUAAGAGAGUAAAUAUUUUGAGUGACAUGCAUUUGCGAAGUAUUCGUACGAAGUUGAUGCUUAUGUCCAGAAAUGAAGAGGCCACUAAGCAUUUAGAAUGCACAAAGCAACUUGCAGCAGCUUUUCAUGAGGAAUUUGUUGUGAGAGAAGAUUUGAUGGGCCUGGCAAUAGGAACACAUGGUAGUAACAUACAACAAGCUAGAAAGGUUCCUGGAGUUACAGCUAUUGAGCUAGAUGAAGAUACUGGAACAUUUAGAAUCUACGGCGAGAGUGCUGAUGCUGUAAAAAAGGCUAGAGGUUUUUUGGAAUUUGUGGAGGAUUUUAUUCAGGUUCCUAGGAAUCUUGUUGGAAAAGUAAUUGGGAAGAAUGGCAAAGUUAUUCAAGAAAUAGUAGACAAAUCUGGUGUGGUUCGGGUGAGAAUUGAAGGAGACAAUGAAAAUAAACUACCUAGAGAAGAUGGGAUGGUUCCAUUUGUAUUUGUUGGCACUAAAGAAAGCAUUGGAAAUGUGCAAGUUCUUUUAGAGUAUCAUAUUGCUUACCUAAAGGAAGUAGAACAGCUAAGAAUGGAACGCCUGCAGAUUGAUGAACAGCUACGACAGAUUGGUAUGGGUUUCAGACCUUCUUCCACCAGAGGGCCUGAAAAAGAGAAAGGAUAUGCCACUGAUGAAAGUACCGUCUCUUCUGUACAAGGUUCUAGGUCUUAUAGUGGAAGAGGCAGAGGUCGUCGGGGCCCUAAUUACACCUCCGGUUAUGGUACAAACUCUGAGCUGUCUAACCCAUCUGAAACUGAAUCUGAGCGUAAAGACGAGCUAAGUGAUUGGUCAUUGGCGGGAGAAGAUGACCGAGAGAGCCGGCAUCAGCGUGACAGCAGGAGACGCCCAGGAGGAAGAGGCAGAAGUGUUUCAGGGGGUCGAGGUCGUGGUGGACCACGUGGUGGCAAAUCUUCCAUCAGUUCUGUGCUCAAAGAUCCAGACAGCAAUCCAUACAGCUUACUUGAUAAUACAGAAUCAGAUCAGACUGCAGACACUGAUGCCAGCGAAUCUCAUCACAGUACUAACCGUCGUAGGCGGUCUCGUAGACGAAGGACUGAUGAAGAUGCUGUUCUGAUGGAUGGGAUGACUGAAUCUGAUACAGCUUCAGUUAAUGAAAAUGGGCUAGAUGAUAGUGAAAAAAAACCCCAGCGACGCAAUCGUAGCCGCAGGCGUCGUUUCAGGGGUCAGGCAGAAGAUAGACAGCCAGUCACAGUUGCAGAUUAUAUUUCUAGAGCUGAGUCUCAGAGCAGACAAAGAAACCUCCCAAGGGAAACUUUGGCUAAAAACAAGAAAGAAAUGGCAAAAGAUGUGAUUGAAGAGCAUGGUCCUUCAGAAAAGGCAAUAAAUGGCCCAACUAGUGCUUCUGGCGAUGAAAUUUCUAAGCUACAGCGUACUCCAGGAGAAGAAAAGAUUAAUACCUUAAAAGAAGAAAAUACUCAAGAAGCAGCAGUCCUGAAUGGUGUUUCAUAAACUGAAGAAGUUCCUAGUUUACAGUUCUUUUACAUUACAUUUUACAAUAGUGCUUGUACAAGCUUGCCAAAGAUAGAAUAUGGAUCGCCAGUCUUUACAUCGCACUUUCAGUUCCUCCAUUUGGAAUUCAGAAAGGGGAGGGAUCCUGAAGAAAUCAUAUGUUAAACAUACUUUGACACCUACUGUGUUAUAAAAUAUAUCAUCAGAUGUGCCUUGAGAAUAGUAUAUGUAACAUUAAAAAAAGUUGCUGGCUAUAGGAAAUGUUAUUUUGUUUUCAAAAUAUGGCAGAGAUGGGGGGAGGUGGGUGGGGGGUGGGAUCCCUAAGGGAAUAUUCUUUAUGAAAGCAUUAGCUGCUUUUGUUACAUUUUUAAUAAUAUGCAACCACUUCUUCACCUGAGGAAAACUAGAGUGAAAUGCAGUCUAAGAUAUUUUGCACUGAAUUGUAAUUUCUUCAUUAGUUUAGUCUGGAAACUGGUCUGUUUUAAUGUGUUUUUAAAAUGCUGUAUGUAGAGGAAAAUCUGCAGGCCACUGGAAUACAUUUGUUAAAUUCUCAUCUGCAGGGACACUGGGUGAUAUUGGCAGUGACUGUUCUACAUUGAGGCUUUGUUUGGUUUAUUUAUUAAAGUGUACAGUAUUUAAAAAAUCAAACAUAGCUUUAGUUAAAACACUAAGCUGAAUUAGUCAUGUCCAUUCAGACAUAACCUGAACUACUGAAAAGAUCAAUUUCCAGAAGGUUUAUUCUGUAUAAACUACAUGUUAGUCUUCAGUAGAGUAUCUUUUCCUUUUCUUUUUUCCCCCUUUUUCUUUUUUUUUCCUUUUUUUUUUUUUUUGAUUUUGGUUGUUUGAUGUGCAAUAUGUUUUUGUAUGCAGGUAGUAAAUAAACUUUGAUCUUCCA
Lagenorhynchus albirostris (white-beaked dolphin) is the source of this 2841-nucleotide messenger RNA. It is a transcript of the gene FXR1, whose product is annotated as FMR1 autosomal homolog 1. Bases 168 to 1946 code for a protein of 592 amino acids. Gene Ontology annotation, biological process: regulation of translation at postsynapse, modulating synaptic transmission; regulation of alternative mRNA splicing, via spliceosome; DNA damage response. The record is from RefSeq and is a predicted model, not a curated record. Gene Ontology annotation, cellular component: presynapse; axon; dendritic spine. The transcript has 16 exons. NCBI's taxonomy places the organism in Eukaryota, Metazoa, Chordata, Mammalia, Artiodactyla, Delphinidae. Gene Ontology annotation, molecular function: translation regulator activity; protein homodimerization activity; mRNA 3'-UTR binding.